AUGGUGAAGAGAAAAGUCGCAGCCCUGGAGAAGCUCGAUGCAGACUUUGCGAGCUUGCAGUACAAGAUACGCCGAGACCCCAAAUCAUACAAGGACGAUUUUGUCCAGCAGUGGGAGCAGUAUGAGUCGCAGCGCGAAAUCUUUCUGAUGAACCCGACGGGCGGAACGGCCGACACGAUCGAGUCCUUUCACAACAUGGUGGAUUUGAUUGCCCACGUCGCCGACUGCUACCCCGACGAGACGAAGUCAUAUCCUGAUGACUUGAAGAGGAUCCUGAACCAACACCACGCUGUGCUGCAUCCUGACCUGAGGGAUAAGAUUGUCGGAAGCCUCGUGCUUUUGCGUCGCAAGGACGUCAUCGACUCUGUGAGCUUACUGACGACUUUGUUCCCCAUUCUGGUGUCGUCGCCGAGCAAGACGCUGCGCGAACUGCUCUUUCAGAAGAUUCUAAGCGAUAUGCGGAAUUCAAACUCCAAGUCGAUCAAUCACCCGUUGAAUCGGACCGUCCAGACCGUGCUGUACAACCUCGUCACUGCGGAUCGAUCCUCGCCAAGGGCCGUUUGGGCCAUCAAGCUGACGCGGGAACUGUGGAAGCGACAGAUCUGGACCGAUGCCAAGCCCGUGGACGUCAUGAAGGAGGCGUGCCUGUCGGACAGCGAGAAGGUCGUCGUUGGCGCCACGCGCUUCUUCUUGGGCGGAGACAAGGAGAGAGAAGAGCUGGAAGACGACAGCAGCGACGACGAAAUCGACCUGUCGAAAAUCAGGCACCAGAUCGGCAUCAACAAGAAGACCAAGAAGCAGAAGAAGACGUACGACAAGGCCGUGAACAAGGUGCGGCGGGACCAGCAGAAGAAGGCCAAGCCUCACCCGUUGAACUUUUCCGCUCUCCAUUUGCUACACGAUCCGCAGGGAUUCGUGGAGCAGCUGUUUUCAAACCAUCUCCAAAGCUCUAGGUCGAAGCUGUCUUGGGACUCCAAGCUCCUGGUUCUGCAGCUGAUCACGCGACUCGUUGGCCUGCAUAAGCUGACAGUCGUGGCACUGUACUCUUGGUUCAUCAAGUAUCUCACCCCUCGACAACAGUCAGUCACCUCCAUCCUGGCGUCGCUGGCGCAGGGAACCCACAACCUGGUCCCCCCGGAUGUCCUCGAACCACUGAUCCAAAAGAUUGCCAACGAAUUCGUCUCGGAGGCAGCAGCCGCCGAGGUCGCCGCCGCCGGGGUGAACUCGAUCCGCGAGAUUUGCGCCCGGCAGCCGCUGGCCAUGACGGACACGCUACUACAGGACCUGGUCCAGUACCGCAAGAGCAAAGACAAGGGAGUCAUGAUGGCCGCCAAGGGUCUGCUAUCUCUGUACCGAGAAGUCGGCGCCGAGCUCUUGCAAAAGAAGGACCGAGGCAAGAACGCCACAAUCGGCCUCAAGAGCGGGCUGCAGCACCAGCAAAAGUUUGGCGAGGAAGCGAUCGGGUCCAUCGAGGGGCUCGACCUCCUAGCCAAGUGGAAGGACGAGGAGAGGGUGAGAAGACGGCUGGAAAAGGGCCUCCCCGAAACGGCCGGCAGCGGCGAAGACGACGGCUUCGACUCGGACGAGUGGGAGGUCGGCUCCGAGGACAGCAGCGACUCGGGCGAAUGGAUCAACGUCGAGCACUCGGACGACGAGGCGCCGGCACUCAAGAAGCAGAAGCAGGCAGAGGGGGAGGACGCCUCUGGGCCCUCCUCCACCGCCGCGCAGCUCGAGCGCAUGCAGCUCCUCGCCACCACCACCAUCCUCACGCCCGCCGAUCUCGCCAAGCUUCAGGAGCUCCGCGCCGCGGCCGCCGUCGAGGCCGCCGCGUCGGGCCACCGCAGGCGCAGCAACAAGACCGACCCCAACAGACACGUGGACGACGGGCUCACCGCAGAAAACAUCGAAGCACCCGCCAGGCUGCGCAAGCUGACAAAGGAAGAAAAGGUGGCGCUCGCAAAGGAGGGCAAGCCCGACCGGGAGGAGCACAAGUCCACCCAGGCCAUCCGGAAGAGCAAGAAGGAGGCCGCGGGCAAGAGCACGAGCAACAGGGAAAAGGCGCGGAAGAAGAACUUCCUCAUGACGCUGGGCAAGGCCAAGAGCAAGCAGAAGAGAAGUCUAGUAGAGACGAGGAAAGUAUUGCGGGGGCACGUCGAAAGGAGCACGAGGGGCGGGAGGAGGAGGAACUUUGCCUAG
Messenger RNA from Metarhizium album ARSEF 1941, 2196 nucleotides. Its product is annotated as SDA1 domain protein. The transcript has 3 exons. Gene Ontology annotation, biological process: ribosomal large subunit biogenesis; ribosomal large subunit export from nucleus. The record is from RefSeq and is a predicted model, not a curated record. Lineage: Eukaryota; Fungi; Ascomycota; Sordariomycetes; Hypocreales; Clavicipitaceae. Gene Ontology annotation, cellular component: nucleolus. The coding region runs from base 1 to 2196 and encodes 731 amino acids.